This is a messenger RNA of Corticium candelabrum, 4416 nucleotides long. RefSeq names its product titin-like. Gene Ontology annotation, biological process: neural crest cell migration; axon guidance; positive regulation of cell migration. Gene Ontology annotation, molecular function: semaphorin receptor binding; chemorepellent activity. Bases 296 to 4192 code for a protein of 1298 amino acids. The record is from RefSeq and is a predicted model, not a curated record. The transcript is spliced from 25 exons. Lineage: Eukaryota; Metazoa; Porifera; Homoscleromorpha; Homosclerophorida; Plakinidae.
GAACACUCGCCAUACGUUUUCCUUUAUUUCUAUUACUGACACACUAACAUUGUCACAGACACCACACACUAUAACACACAUGCUACACUCGGUCAUGUCGUUUCCGCGUACUCAACACAACACCGGGUGGAUGCGAAGUCAGCCUAUCAUUCAUCCGGGACCUUGAAAAGUUAAUCCCAUCCUUAUCUUGUCUAUCAACAUUGCUGCGUCAAGCGUCGAAGCUGGAGGGCAGACCUCCUCUGCUACGCACUCCUUGCCGUCGUCACAGUGAUCUCGAGCCAGUCAGUGUUCCACCAUGUCGCAUCUGAUCUCAGCAUUGACUCUCAGCGUGCUCUCUAUCAUCACCAUUACAUUAGUCGCCGCCAAUAUCACACCGCUCAACCGAGUUACAAGGCAGAAAGCAGAUGUGAACGAGAAGCGGUUUGACGGCGUCUUCGGACGAAUGCUUAUCAAUGUCGACGCGGGAACGGUGAUUGUGGGCGGAAGUGAUACCUUGAUGCUGUUCGACUAUGAUCUAAAUGAAGUGAGUGUGAUUAAGGAUGAGUCCAGUUGGAGUGAAUAUUAUCUCUGUAUCAGGAUCAGAAACAAGGAGAAGUGCAAGAAUCAUUAUCGAGUCUUACUGAGCGGUCAUUACAAAGGUGACCGAGCUUUGCUGGCUUGCGGCACUAAUGCAUAUAGCCCUGAAUGCACUUGGAGAAACUUGAGCAAUUUGGCAUUGCUGGAGAGAUUUCCAGGAAGUGGAAUUUGUCCUCAAGAUCCGAACUACCAGGCCAUUGCUGCUUUUACAGGUAAAUCCCUCUACACAGGCGUUGUCCCACAUGUUGGAAUAGGUCGUGACGGCGUCAUAAAGAAAGCAAUGCCGGAACCAGCUUUGACAACAAUCGAAGAGAGCCAGUUCUUGAAGAGUCCGACAUUUGUGGCUGCAUUUCCGGUUGAUAACUACAUGUACUUUCUGUUCAGAGAGACUGCAUAUGGCGUGGAUGAUCAUUUGGUGUACUCUCGUGUGGCUCGAGUUUGUUUGUAUGACGACCCAUCCAAAAGUAAAAUCUACCCUACAAGGUUCAGCAGCUUCAUGAAGGCGAGGAUCUUCUGCUCGGUUCCUGGUGGAUUGGAACAGCCGUACAGAUUCGAUCAGAUUGUUGAUGUGUUUGAUCAUGUUGGCUCUAUUGUCCCAAGUAGGCAAGAAUCUCGUCUUAUGUAUGCAAUCUUCCGCACUCCAGCCAAUGCCCCUACUGGUGCAGCUCUAUGUGUGUAUUCAUUUGAUGAGAUACCACCAGGAAAACGUCCCACGUUGAAGACGAUAUUCAAUGGCACUUUCAUAUACAAAAACGAUAAAGACCAGUGGCAAGCAGAACGACCAUCUGAACCAUACAGAUGUGAGCCGGGUGGAAAACCUCGAAAUCCGAUUGCUGCUCGGAAGUACACCUUGAUGCAAAAUACACUGCAACAGUCAACAGACAAACCAUUACUCGUAUUACAGGGUGUGAGUUUUACAUCACUGGUUGUUGAUCGAGUCGAUGUGUUUGACGCCACUGGAAAGUCUAAGGAGUCGUAUGAUGUUGUGUUUAUUGGCACAGAUAAUGGUCGUGUGCUGAAGGUGGUGAACUUGGAGGAAGGUCUUGUGAUUAUUGAGGAGAUUAUGGUGAUGGAAAGUUCGAGUAACACCGAAGGAGUAACGUGCCAGCUGACAGGUGGACUGAAGUUUACAAUGAAACUGGAUAGUGGGAAGGGCCAACUAUUCUUGGCUGUUGACAAUGACAGCGUCAUCAUGAAAGUUUCUGUUGAGCGCUGUCAUUUGCAUACAAACUGCGUGAAAUGUGUGAAGGCUCAAGAUCCGUAUUGUGGUUGGUGUGAGGAGGAAAAGCGUUGCACUGCAAGGAGGGCAUGUUUAAGGGGCUGGACGCAAGACGUGAAGACUGGACUUGUUCAUAAUUGUGAAAAUGCUGGCUAUAGCUCUCCUAUUAUCACUUCUUUCCCUCCUAAAAUCAAGUACUAUGUGCAACGAAAUAAUCGUGUGGAGUUCAGAUGCCGUGCUGCUGGACUACCUCCACCAUAUCUUCAGUGGACAAGGAAUGGCAAAGUGGUGGCACACUUACAAGAUGGAAAAAGUCAUGAGCUUGUACUGCAGUUGCCUAGUGUGGAGUUAUUUGACAGUGGAAUGUACGUGUGUGCUGCUAGUAACAGGAUUGGUAAAGCAAUGAAGAAGACAGAACUGGUUGUAGUCGCUGCACCACAGAUAGCAAAGUUUCCCGUUGAUUCAAAUAUCACCAUCGGCCAGUCGACCAUCUUCCACUGUGGCACAGUUGGUGAGCCACGUCCGGAAGUCCAGUGGCAUUUCAGAGCUCUGAACGGCAUUUCUUACCUCCCUACCAAGCGUGUGCAGAUCAAUAACAGGAACAAGUUCAUACAGCUAGAGAAUGGCUCGCUUGUUGUGUUGAAUGUUAGCAAAACUGAUGUUGGGAAGUAUCGCUGCCGUGCGUGGAAUGAUUACGAGCCAUCACCGAUGAGUCCCUGGGCAUCACUGAAUGUGGCAGGUCCACCCAAACUACGACAACUGGAUGACAGCAACAGAAUAAUUAACAUUUUCAACAAUAUGCAAUCGGUUGUCCUCCAUUGCCCAAUAAUCUCCGACAUGACUAACCUCCCAUCUACCAUCACAUGGUACCACAAUGGUACUUCACUUGCACUAAUCAAAGAUCGUGUCGUCAUCAAUAGUUUACACCUCCAUGUCGACCUCGUCCAGAUUUCACAACCCGUCAGAUACAAAAGCCAACCCAACACACUUGUCACUUACAUUCAUUACAAACAAUGUCUAAACGGUUCGCUAAUUAUUCAUCCCACACAAGAUGACGUUGGAGCCUGGGAAUGUCGAGUAACCAACCGGAUCGGACAAACAGUACAAGAUCCAGGUUAUAUGGUUAGAAUCACAAAUCUUCCAAAGCAGCUGCCGGAUGCUACGAUUGCAUUCAAAGAGAAGCCACACGACUUUAAAGCUACCGAAGGUCAAGCUGCCAAGUUUCAUUGCUCUGCGAGCUUCUGGACAAAACUUAAGUACAAAUGGUUUUAUGAGGAUAAGAAUGGAAAACGGAAGCAGAUUGUGCAAGACGAUGGUCCACGUUAUUUCGUAUCGAAACGGAACUCGUUAUUGAUAUUUGAUGUGGAGAAGGAUGAUAGAGGGACGUAUGUGUGUCGUGUUGAAGGAGAGAAGAGUUUGUCAGUGUCAAGGGAAGCGAGUGCUAGCUUGACAGUUCGUUCUGCUAACGUACCACAAUUGGCCGACGGCUCUUCGAUGUCUCCAACAACUCCAAACACGCUACCCAAGUCUCGCCUAAUGUGCACUAUCGUGUCCGUUGAGUCAAAUGGCAAAUCCAAAGUGCGACGUUUUGCAUCAGCAGAGAUGAGGCUGCCUAUAGAUGACAUCAAGGAGGACAAAGAGUUUACAUGUGCAAGUCACACAGUAGCAGGGCAGGACAAUCUGGUCACACGUAUGGGCAUUGUUGCUUUCCCUCAGUUCGUUGAGAUGCCGCCUCCCAUCACUGCCGUCUGGAACCUCAACUACCAAGUCACAUUAGUGUGUCGAGCACGAUGCCCAGCUCAUCGUAGUUACAAGAUCACAUGGGUCGUCAAUGGCACCGACGUUGAGGGUGCUUUGAGCAAACAUGCCUACACAAUUGUCAGUAACAAUAAGUUGUGUGAGUCUCGUCUCACUCUUGAUCGUAUUGCCAAUCGUGGAGGCGAGUAUACGUGCUGGUUUAGAGACCAGAAAGGUGGGGGUGCGUUGAGCAGCAUGCCUUCACGUCUUUAUCGUUGGGAAAGUAAUUGGUACAAGAAUAAGCAGCAACGUCUCCUAGAACAUUUUGUUGUGAUUGGCUCCGAAUUGACUCUCAUUUGUCCACUAACAUCAAAUAAUGACGUUCGGUCUGACCUUCAGUGGAAGCAUGACCAAGUCCCUAUAAUAACAAACAGUGACAAAGACCGUGUCUUCAAGCAGUCAGAUGGCUCGUUGAGAAUUACAAACGUGACUGAUUCUGAUAUCCAAACGUAUAUACGGUGUUGGUGGGAAGGGAAGAAGAAGGCAACGUUUCGGUUGAGAGUUUUUAAAAGCAAUGCAUCACAGCUUCGCUUUAUCAAGAACAGUGGAUACAACUGGGAGUGGAUGUGGCAGCUGCCACAAAAUAGGGUAAAGCUGUAGAUGUGCCAAAUAUCACCCUUCAAUGACUGUCCUAUUGCUCAUGACGCCACGGAAAUUAGCUGGUGUUAUAUACUUGUCCUGCUGGUGGGAGAUUUAAGUAGCUUAAGACUCUAACGUAGCGGAAUUUGCAGAAAUGUUUGUAUGCAUGAAGGGGGCAGAUACAGUACUGCAUAUAUUUACUACUUACUGUAUAUUAUAGAUGAAAAGAUGUUUGGUAAGUAUGA